AUGUCCGAUUUGAAGCAGGUGAGUGAAGUCAUAUAUGUCAUGAACACUUUACAGCGCCUUGUGUGUGCCUGGAACUAUGAAGAUGAUUUUAGCCAGUUCCUGCGAGAUCUCAUUGCCGCCAAUCACAUCAUUCACGACAAUGGCGUGGUCGAUACCUUUGGGCACAUCUCUUCAGCUCGCCAGCAGACUUGGUUGAGUAUCGCGUGGGAGAUAGUUCUCCAAUCCAUGAGAACUCACCGCGAGGCUUCAUCGAAUGAUAUAUUCACUCGGGAAUUGUACAAGAGAUACCCCGACGUCAACUGUGUCAUCCACAGUCACGCAGAUGACGUGCUGCCCCAAGCUGUGAGUGGUGUUCCGCUCAAACCAGUCUGUCAUAUGACAGGAUUUCUGGCAAGUGAUACCGAAUCCGAACUUGGCUGUUUGUCACUCACCAAGAUAUCAGGCCUAGAAGUGCCCAUCUACGAUAUCGAGGAAUUCUACCCGCCAGGAGAAUCACACGACUUACUGGUCGAUAAUGCUCGCCUAGGUGCGCAUCUGGCCUCGAAGUUUUGUUCGCAGAAAUCGACACCAUCCGGCAAAGAAGGACGGGCCCGACCACCUACUUGUUAG
Molecule: messenger RNA, 609 nt
Organism: Rhinocladiella mackenziei CBS 650.93
Lineage: Eukaryota; Fungi; Ascomycota; Eurotiomycetes; Chaetothyriales; Herpotrichiellaceae
Exons: 2
Coding region: 1-609 (202 amino acids)
Source: RefSeq, a predicted model, not a curated record